AUGUUAACCAAAGAUGACUAUAUUCAAGUGAUUAAUCAACUGAUAGCACAGCCAGGUACAUUUUUCUCACUCAAAAAUGCGCAAAAAUCAAUUUUUUGCCCGAACAUUUGAUUUUUUCGAAAAAAUUAUCUUUCUUGCAGGAGAAGCUUGGAAAAAUGAUCCGUUCGAAAUAUUACUUAAACAGGCGCCGAAGGUAAGUGGAAAAACUCGGUAAAGUGUGAAUUUGAACAAUUUAGGAGCUCAUCGUCAAGUAUUUGGAGGUGCAACCCGAAGAUCUCGUUCCGUCUACUUCGGACGACGUCAGAACCGUCAACGCGGACGUCAGAAUUCAGUUUUCGCAGGUUCUGGGCGGCGUUUAUCUUGAUGUACGUUUUCUUCUACAUUUCUGCAUUCUUUUUCAAAAUUCCGCAUUUUUCAGCUCUCUUCGCUGCUGAAAUCGGCGCGUGAGUCGGCGCCGGACGAAUUUCAGCUACUUUCGCUCCAAGACGUCUCGGCGAUCAAAAAAUCGUUCGAAUUCUUCGUUCUCACCGCAAUUUUGCCAUUUUUGGAGCCGGGAGUCGGUCUGGGAGCCACUUCCAGGAGCACUUUCAUCAAAUCCUGGAAGGUCUACGACGGAAACAAGCCAGUGUGCAUCGAGAGAGUACGUUUUGGAGUUUUUUUUCGCAAAUAUCAUACAAUUGCAGCUCGACUACGCCGCCAAAGUGAUUCUGGCGCUUCUGGAGUGCAAUCUCGCUCUUGCCGCCCAAUUCUUGCCCAAAUUCAUCGAUGACGUGCUCUGUGUUCGAUUCCAGGUGAAAUCAUUGAUUUUUUGAAUAUUUUUUUUAAUUUGGGCUCUUGGGACUCCACCUUUAAAGCAAUUCUAAAACAUUUCAGCUGGUAAACCUGGGCGUCAAGGAGAAUGAGCCAAAGUUUGUGGAAAUUCUUGCCAAAUGUCCGCCGGACGUCCUUUUCGCCUCGCUGAUGCUCAUGUUGCCCGACAAGAAACAGUACAAAACGCCGCUUUGGCUGAAAAUGGCUUGCGGAAUGCACAUGACCAAGAUUCUCGUGGCAAAAGACGGACUCUCGCACCUGAUGCAAUAUUAUCGCGAGCGUGGUGAGAUGGCGAUGCGCUUUGGAGUUCUGCGGCUUUAAACUUGAGAAGGGAUACUGUAGAUCACAAUUCGACUCAAUUUUUGUGGCAAAUACACCGAUUUCACAGCCACUAGACAGUUUUCUAUCAUUUGUCAUGAGAAAAUGGGGAAAAAUUGUGAUACUUCUCAUGUUUAAAGGCUCGCUUGUCGGACUUUCACGAAAAUUUCCAAAACAACAACAAUUGUAGCCGGCGACACGUGGACCGACAAUCUGCCGAUGACAAAACAAGUGGCGUGGCACCUGGCCACCGUUCCGAAACUAUUCAAACAUCCGCUCCAGUACCACGAGAUCAUCUCCAAUCAGUUUUUUGAGACCCUCUGGAAACAGGUGAUUGAAGCUAUUUGAGUGCGAAAAAGCAUACCAUAGGCCUACGUUCUCGAUAGAGACCGAUCGCGAAUCUACAAUCUACAAUGUUUUCCAGAAAACGCCGGAGAAAAAUGUGACGCGAGUGUUUGUGAGCUACUCGGACGAGCUGCGUGUCCGCUUCUCGCUCAACUGCGAUUUGACGAUUUUCGACAAAGUUCUUCGCUUCUGGGAGGUUAGAUGAACCUUCAAACCCUCCAACAACAAAAAAAAAACGCAAAUUGUUCUCAGAUCCUGAACCAAAGAAUCGCCGACAAAACGGUGAGACACUCGCAAAAAAUGACAGACUUUUGCGCGAAAGACGUGCGAAAUCUGCAACUGCUGAGCCAGCUCCAAUCCUCGCUGGACCCGAAACGCAUUCGUUUCAUCUACCCGGUGCUCUACGCGUGCAUCGAGCACAUUCCGUUCGUGAAAGACGUGCUCAAGGCGACGUUGGAGGGCUUCCAGAACAUGGGCUGCUCGCUUUAUAUGCACGUGAUGACGCCCACGCGUGCCGUCCAAAUUGUCAAGAAGCGCGAAGAGACGAGCUCGAAAAUUGAGGAAAUCGGGGAGAAUGCGCAGGAAAACGCGGAGGAUGACGGUGGGUUUCUCGGCAAUUUAGGUCUGCCGAAAACGCGCAAAAAACCACAAUUGCAGACGAGAUGUGGCUGCACGGAGUCGAAGAAAACGCGGACGAGGGCAUCGCGCGCCGCCUCGAAACGGCGUUCUUCGUGGUCGACAACGUGCUGACGCAGUCGCAAGUGCGCACGAUGAUCGAAUUGAUGACGCUCGGUGUCGACGAUUUUCUGAAGACGGCCGAGAAGGAACGCGACGACGAUUGCGCACGAUUCGUCGUGCUGGAAGGAGGUCCGUCACACUUUUCUUUUUGUAAAAAAAUUGAAGGACCAUGGAACCCUCGAAACUUUCUGAAUUCUUUCUGUGUCUGUCUGAAUUUCCGAGUCCCAACUCUCAGAAAUGCCUGGAGCUGUAAUAAUUGUGGCCUAGAAAACUCUGGUGUGAAAACUCUUCCCUGUUAGCAAUCCGCGGAUUUGUGUGAAUGUUUGGCAACGCCUGAGGAUUCCGGAAAAGAUCCCGUGGCCUAGGAGUUUUCUAGGCCACUGCGGCUGUUCCGUUUAUACGCAUUUCUGAGAGUCAUAGGUGUUUUGAGUUGAGCGCCGGCAGUUCAAAAAUGUUUUGGCGUUUCUCAAACAUCCGGCACCUAUGCGGAGAGUUGGGACCCGGACAGGUAAAAAUUGGUAAAAAUUAAAGUUUCAGAAUGUUUUCAAAGGUGGUCUAAUUUGCAUUACACUUGCAGCCAAGCACUUUGCGGCGCACCACGCCCAUCUCGUUGUCGGCUGCUGUUUCGAGCGUCUCGUCUCGAUUGCCGAUAAAUAUGGAUUCGGCACUGAUGAGUGCGUUCAGUUGCUCAGAUUGGCCGAGGUGAUUUUUGCGGAUUAUUCUGCAAUUUUGCUACUUUGUCAAGUCAAACAUUUCGGGGGAAAAAAAAUGAUUUCCAGAACAUUCUGAACAACGCGACCGGAAAACUUCAACGUCUUGGCACCAGAAAGCGCUCGGUCGACGUCUUUGUGAUGUCGGAGAACGAGCAGAAGGAGUUUGAAGUGGGUUUAUCUUUUUAGUGUCGUACCACACUAAAAAAAAGGUGUCCAGAGAAUAGCAUCAUUCGAUUCAGCGUCAAAAAUAAGGCCAAGGCGCAGAGUUACGUGUACUCUUGUCUGAAAGGCUUGGAAAAAAGAGCAGGCCUCGUCGCUUUUCUAGGACGCUGAAUCGAAUGAUGCUAUAUUGUCUCGACAACUUUUUCUAGUAGUACGACCCUUUCAACAUACGUUUUUUUCCUUUUCUAAACUAAAAAUUGUAGUUGACGUGCUCGACGGCGCGCCUCUGUGUGCCUCUCGUCACGACCGUAUUCGCUUUGACGCAAGGAAUGAGCCGUCUGCACGAGCUCCAUCUCAAAUGUCUCGAAUCGGUGGCCAAUUUGACGAAGGCCGUCGAUCAGUUUCCCUCUCAGGAUCACUCGUUCAUGGCCACCAUCGACGAGGCGAAACUUUGGCUGAGAAGCCUCAAAAUUGGUACGGUUUUGCAGAUUUUCUCGAAUUUUUCUCAAUUGAAUAAACGUUCAGACGUGGAAAACGUGAAUCCGGUGAAUAUACCGCAAAGAAUGGACAGACGCAGAUACAGGUAAGACAUGUUCUCUAUUUGGCAGAAAAAAAAAAUUAAAUGCUUUGCAGCCACGGCGACGUUUGCAACGAGCUGAUGGAAGAAUUGCACGACGACGAGCCGGCGGUGAGAGGCGCCGCCCUCAUGCAGAUUUCGAAGACGUUCAGGAGCAAAAUGUACUUGUGUCCGCGACUGCUCGAGUACGGAGUCUUCGAAAUGGCCAAGGGUACGCUUUUCACUGCAAAACCUACUUACUUGGUGACGUGGAGUCUGUUUCAUCAAGCGAUGUGAAGCUUGACACGGACAAAGUCUGUCCGUUUAGGAAGAUCUCGGGCAAGAGGACCAUUUUCUUCGUCUUCCUGGGGCCGAGGACGCGCACUUGCGACUUUAGCCCAUCGUCUCUCAGUGCCACGUGUCCCUGCAGUCGAGUUUCCAGUCAGUUAUUCGGCUUGGCGUCUACAAUCCUCUGAACUUUCUGCGCGUAGAACAUGGCUGUGAGGAUGUUCAGCUUUAGUAGAAUGAUCUUGUUCCUUCUGUCUAUGAUGUCGAGUAGGGGCUUGGCUGAGUGGGCUCCUUGUCCUUCUGGUCAGCUCUUCCUCUAUUCGUCCGUCCGCGUCUAUCCAUCUUCAAAAUUCUAGAGGGAUCUUUUCUAUGCGCGCCGCAGACGCCUCGGUUGACAGUGUUUCGGCUAAUAACUUGGCCAGAUGGAUAUGCAGGAAAGAGUCAGGCCUAGAGAGGAGAGAAGAUAUGACUGAAAUUGAGCGAUAACAAUGAAAAAACCCUCACAACUAAUUUUUUUGUAUUGCAGAACUGAUCGCAGACGACGACUCGUACGUGUACCUGUCGGCAAUCAACGCGAUGUGCGAAAUGUCGCUUUUCGACCGCCGUCUCCUCGAAAUCGCCAUCGAAUAUUACGAGGAAAUGAGCAAGAUGGCCGAGAAGAACGAGCCGAUAAUUGUCCGUUUGGGCCGAUUGACGGAGGCGCUCGGCCGCGUGUUCCUCGUCAAGGGCGCGAUUACGGUCAACCACGUCGACCGCAUGGCGCCAAUUUUCAUCGAUCAGUUGGGGUACGUUUCAGGAGAAAAACAACAUUUAAAAGCGGCGUGCACUAUCUUUUUGGAAAAAUGUCUAUAGAAACUGUUUUGCUGAACAUAAGACAAUCCGAAUUUGCAGUGAACAAGACGAGAUUCUUCGUGCGUCGGCGUGCGGAGGCAUCGGAUUCAUGAUGCGCGCGACGGAGGGAAAGGGAUUCGAGAAGUGGCUCGAACGACUGUUCCACGCCCUCCACAACAUUGUCCUUCUCGACAGAAGUGUCCUUUCGCGUCGCGCCGCCGUCGAUCUCAUCAGAAUUUGCAUUCACAGCUACGGAAUGGACGUCUUUGUUGUGCGUUUUUCGAAGAAAUCAGAGAUGGGCGCCGAUUGGCGGCUUUCCGGCUGAAAUUUUGAACGAAUACCGAUUCGUCUUCCCAUUGUUCUUCAUGAGCAUGUUCUUAAUGACCAGUACUUGCAAAGAGCAACAAAAGUAUUCGGAGUCACACCGAAAUCGGUUUCUUUCGAGUAGUGAUUGAGUGCGCGUGCUACAAGUGAGAAUCGAAUUCAUUUUACAUUAGUUUAUGAUGAAAAUGUUGGCGGAGGGUUUCUCUUUCUGUGAACAUCAAAAUUUUACCGAAAUGAAGCGUGCUCUAACACUCGGGUGAGCCAACGCAUGUCUCUGGACACUAUAUGAGUGUCGUCGGAGAAGUAAAGUUGAUUUUUGAACGAUUUCAAGCUUAAAGUGAUCAAUACACUUUCUAACACCAAACAGCAAUAAGCAUUAGUGUAUUGAAUUCGAUUCUCACAAUCGCCGCUCGAAAAUUGCCGAUUUCGUAGUGACUCUGAGACUUUUUUGCAAAUUUUUUGUUGCUCUUUGCAAGUAUGGGGUGUGAUGAAGGCGUUAAUAAAGAAAAAUGGGAAGAUGAAUCAGUAUUCUUGCGGCGCCAACCAAGCAGCCGACGGUUCGCGGAAUAGCGAUGAUGCCGCCCAUCUCUGGAACAAAAAAGGAAUUCCACUAACGUUAAAAUACUCAACGAUUGUUUCAGACUCUCCGCGAACGUCUUCUGGAGCUGCACCGCGAAGUGCGCCGUCUGUGGAGGACGGAUCGCGACGGAGUGGUCCGUCUUCACUCGCAAUUGUGCUGCGAAGAGCUCGACGCGAUUCUCGAGCAGAGUCAGGCCGAAAUAGAGCGAGGAUACACGAGAAGAAUACGGUUCUGA
This is a messenger RNA of Caenorhabditis sp. 36 PRJEB53466, 5900 nucleotides long. The record is from the annotation of a GenBank genome assembly. NCBI's taxonomy places the organism in Eukaryota, Metazoa, Nematoda, Chromadorea, Rhabditida, Rhabditidae.